UUGAUUGCUCUCUCGAGUCCUCAAAUGGGUGACCCCAUUGGUAUUAUCUUCAAUUCCAAUUUCACCCAUCAUCCACAACACCUUCAUCAUCUUCACAAAGCCACCGCCACUAGCUUCUCCACUCCAAGAACUCCUUUUCACACCUGGCCUCUUUUUCUCCCCAUUCGUGAAGAAGAAGCUGCUGUCUUUUAAGAGAAAGUUAGAAUCUUUUAAGGAUGAUUACUUUUUUUUAGAGAGGACUGUAAAGGUUUAGUCUUUUACAGCUGGUCCUUUGCUCCGUUGAAGGAUAUAUUAACCCAUGUAACUUACUUUCUUCUUCCUCUUCUUCUUCUUCUUCUUCUCCUUUUUCUCUUUUCUAGACAUAGAGAUCUGAAUCUGACCUUAUGAUGGAGCCAAAAUCACUGCGCUUCAUAACCCACCAAUCUUUUUUCUUGGCCGUGCGAUCAGGCGACCUUCACUCUCUGAAAGAGAUUGUGGAGAAGCUGACAAAAGAUGAGCCGUCUGAUGGUUCCUCCCCGGUGUCUGAUCUAAUGGCUACACAAACUGAUGCAGGGGAGACUGCGUUGUAUAUAGCUGCAGAGAAUAAUUUGGAAGAGGUUUUUAGCUAUUUGAUCAACUUUUAUGAUUUGGAAACUGUCAAGAUCAGAGCCAAGUCUGGUAUAGAUGCCUUCCAUGUUGCAGCUAAGAAGGGUCAUUUGGGUAUUGUCAAAAAACUUUUGAGCAUUUGGCCUGAGCUUUGCAAGUUCUGCGACUCCUCAAAUACUAGCCCCCUUUACUCAGCAGCUGUGCAAGAUCAUUUGGAUGUGGUGAAUGCUAUCUUAGAUGCUGAUGCCAGCUCAGUGAGGAUAGUGAGGAAAAAUGGGAAAACAGCAUUGCACACAGCUGCCAGGUAUGGCCUUGUUCGAAUAGUAAAAGCAUUAAUGGACCGUGAUCCGGGUAUUGUCUGCAUCAAAGAUAAGAAAGGCCAAACUGCACUCCAUAUGGCCGUAAAGGGUCAGAGCACUGCUGCAGUAGAGGACAUAUUAUUAGCUGAUUCCUCAAUACUAAAUGAACGUGACAAGAAGGGUAACACAGCAGUGCAUAUAGCCACGAGGAAAUCUCGUCCAUUGAUUUUAAGCCUUCUGCUAAGUUAUACAUCUCUUGAUGUCAACGCCAUCAAUAAUCAGCGUGAAACUGCAAUGGAUCUGGCUGAUAAACUCCAAUAUGGAGAUUCAGCAUUGGAAAUCAAGGAAGCUCUCACAGAGGCUGGUGCCAAGCAUGCUAGGUAUGUUGGUCAAGUGGAUGAAGCAAUGGAACUUAAGAGGACAGUGAGUGAUAUAAAGCAUGAGGUCCACUCACAACUCAUACAAAAUGAAAAAACUAACAGAAGGGUUUCUGGUAUUGCAAAAGAACUAAGGAAACUUCACAGAGAGGCUGUCCAAAAUACCACCAACUCUGUAACAGUCGUUGCUGUUCUUUUUGCCUCAAUUGCUUUCUUGGCUAUAUUCAACUUGCCUGGGCAAUAUAUAAAGGAUGGAAAUGAAGCAGGGAAGGCAAACAUAGCUGACAAUGUUGGUUUCCGAGUUUUUUGCCUUCUAAACGCAACAUCUCUCUUCAUAUCUCUAGCUGUCGUCGUGGUUCAGAUCACCUUGGUGGCCUGGGACACUACAGCUCAGAAACAGGUUGUAUCAGUUGUUAACAAACUGAUGUGGGCUGCCUGUGCUUGCACUUGUGGGUCUUUUCUGUCUAUUGCAUUUGUGGUAGUGGGAAAAGGCAGUUCAUGGAUGGCUAUAACAAUAACCUUAAUGGGUGCACCGAUCCUUGUCGGGACACUUGCAAGUAUGUGCUACUUCGUCUUCCGACAACAUUUUGGAGCUUUUAAAGAUUCGCAGAGGCGCAUAAAAAGAGCUAGCGGAAGUAAGUCUUUCUCAUGGUCAGUAUACUCUGCAAACAUAUCAGAUAUUGAGGACUACAACUCUGAUAUGGAGAAGAUAUAUGCUUUGUAAACACUGCAUUCAGCAGUAAGACAGUACUUGGAAAGAAGAUAUGUGCUUUCCAUUAUGAUCUCUUUGCUGUUGAUAUUGGCAGUGAACUAUCCUUCCCAGCCAAAGAAGGAAAAGAAAAGAAAGAAAGAAAGAAAGAAAAUGGUUCUAUUUCUGGAUUUUAGGGCUUUGCAAGCAUGAGUUGCCUGGUUUUUCUUCUGUAUUGUAAUUGUUUACAGAAGGUUGACGAAUGUAUAAUUUUGUAUAUGUUAGUUCUUGUAACUUGGUCUCCUGUUUAUGUAUGAAAUGCCAGUAUCACCUCAUCUUGCCA
Messenger RNA from Manihot esculenta (cassava), 2292 nucleotides. RefSeq names its product ankyrin repeat-containing protein At2g01680. The transcript is spliced from 3 exons. The coding region runs from base 384 to 1985 and encodes 533 amino acids. Gene Ontology annotation, molecular function: protein phosphatase 1 binding; protein phosphatase regulator activity. NCBI's taxonomy places the organism in Eukaryota, Viridiplantae, Streptophyta, Magnoliopsida, Malpighiales, Euphorbiaceae. The record is from RefSeq and is a predicted model, not a curated record. Gene Ontology annotation, cellular component: plasma membrane.